Messenger RNA from Prunus dulcis (almond), 487 nucleotides. Its product is annotated as non-specific lipid-transfer protein 1-like. Gene Ontology annotation, cellular component: membrane. Gene Ontology annotation, biological process: lipid transport. Gene Ontology annotation, molecular function: lipid binding. The record is from RefSeq and is a predicted model, not a curated record. The coding region runs from base 86 to 439 and encodes 117 amino acids. The transcript is spliced from 2 exons. NCBI's taxonomy places the organism in Eukaryota, Viridiplantae, Streptophyta, Magnoliopsida, Rosales, Rosaceae.
CUACUCUCAAGUUUCUCAAAUCAAGUGCUUACAAAUCCAUUUCAAACUCCUUUUUCCUUCGAUAUCAUCAUCAUAGUCGAGAGAGAUGGCUUACUCUGCCAUGACUAAGCUUGCUUUGGUGGUGGCCUUGUGCAUGGUUGUGAGCGUGUCCAUUGCUCAAGCCAUAACAUGUGGCCAAGUGUCCAGCAACCUUGCACCAUGCAUAGCCUACGUGAGUGGCGGUGGAGCUGUGCCUCCAGCUUGCUGCAACGGCAUUAGGAACGUCAACAACUUGGCAAAGACCACCCCUGACCGCCAGGCCGCUUGCAACUGCCUGAAACAGCUUUCCGCCAGCAUCCCCGGAGUCAACCCUAACAAUGCCGCAGCGCUACCCGGCAAGUGUGGAGUUAGUAUUCCUUACAAGAUUAGCGCCUCCACCAACUGCAAAACCGUGAAGUGAGCUUGACGCAGAUAAUAUAAGAGAGUGAGAAUAAAAAUGUGACUUUUG